This is a messenger RNA of Zalophus californianus (California sea lion), 1102 nucleotides long. Its product is annotated as 60S ribosomal protein L5-like. The record is from RefSeq and is a predicted model, not a curated record. The transcript has a single exon. Gene Ontology annotation, molecular function: structural constituent of ribosome; 5S rRNA binding. Bases 76 to 966 code for a protein of 296 amino acids. Lineage: Eukaryota; Metazoa; Chordata; Mammalia; Carnivora; Otariidae. Gene Ontology annotation, biological process: ribosomal large subunit assembly; translation. Gene Ontology annotation, cellular component: ribosome; cytosolic large ribosomal subunit.
UUUUUCCCCCUAGCGGAGCGCUUCUGGGCCUGCUGGUCUGUGGCGAGCCGCGGAUGCUGGUCUCUGUUCCGCAGGAUGGGGUUUGUUAAGGUUGUCAAGAAUAAGGCUUACUUCAAGAGAUACCAAGUGAAAUUUAGAAGAAGACGAGAGGGUAAAACUGAUUAUUAUGCCCGGAAAUGCUUGGUAAUUCAAGAUAAAAAUAAGUACAACACACCUAAAUACAGGAUGAUAGUUCGUGUAACCAACAGAGAUAUCAUUUGUCAGAUUGCUUAUGCCUGCAUAGAAGGAGAUAUGAUAGUUUGUGCGGCUUAUGCUCAUGAACUCCCAAAGUAUGGUGUGAAGGUUGGCCUGACAAAUUAUGCUGCAGCAUAUUGUACCGGCCUGCUGCUGGCCCGCAGGCUCCUAAAUAGGUUUGGCAUGGACAAGAUCUAUGAAGGCCAAGUGGAAGUGACUGGAGAUGAAUACAAUGUGGAAAGCAUUGAUGGUCAACCUGGUGCCUUCACCUGCUAUUUGGAUGCAGGGCUUGCCAGAACUACUACUGGAAAUAAAGUUUUUGGGGCCCUCAAGGGAGCAGUGGAUGGAGGCUUGUCUAUCCCUCACAGUACCAAACGAUUCCCUGGUUAUGAUUCAGAAAGCAAGGAAUUCAAUGCAGAAGUACAUCGAAAGCACAUCAUGGUUCAGAAUGUUGCAGAUUAUAUGCGUUACCUAAUGGAAGAAGAUGAAGAUGCUUACAAGAAACAAUUCUCUCAAUACAUAAAGAACAACGUAACUCCAGACAUGGAGGAGAUGUAUAAGAAAGCUCAUGCUGCUAUACGAGAGAAUCCAGUUUAUGAGAAGAAGCCUAAGAAAGAAGUUAAAAAGAAGAGGUGGAACCGUCCCAAAAUGUCUCUUGCCCAAAAGAAAGAUCGGGUAGCUCAGAAGAAGGCAAGCUUCCUUAGAGCUCAGGAGCGGGCUGCUGAGAGUUAAUAAACCAAACCACAAUUUUCUAUGAAGAUUUUUCAGAUAAAGACAGUAAUAAACUUAUUCAUCAAGCAGCUGUCUGUGUUAAACUCUUAUUAAUGAAACUGUUGGAAAUAACCUGAAAUAAAAAAGCAGAGGAGUU